GAGCGCCUGGGGUGCGGGCUGUGGCCACCCGCGCGCGGCAGAGGGAGCCCGGGCGUCUGUGCUGCAUUCGCAGCCUGGCUGAAGUUCCAGCCGCUCCGGCCGCGCCUCACCUCGGCUGCGAUGCGCCGGCUGCUGGCCGCCGGGAAAGAGCCCAUUUUGCUUUCUUAGAGCAGGCGACGAGCGGUGAGCCGCCUGAGGAAUUUGGCAAGGGGACGAGGCGCCAGAGGCAGCUGGGUGCCAGCAGCUAAGUUGUGAGGUCGCCCUGGUGGCCCCCGGGGGAGCAGGGGGACGAGACAGGAGCGGGCGGCUGCGGAUCAGAGGGCGUCGGGCAGCAGCCUGUGUCCUGCCCCUGCUGCCUGUGGCUGAAUAAAGGAAGGAAGCCGGAGACACAAUUGCCGGCGAGCGGCGUUCCUGAAAGGAGAGCGCAGACACCCUGGAAGGAGGACGACCCCGCCUGUGCAAGGCUUUCGGCAAAGGAGAGUCCCUCAGACACGAAUGAAGCUACAUGGAAAUGAGAGGAAUCCGUGAAGCUCCUCCCUCAGGAGAAUGUCUUUCAUGACCAGAGUUCUGCAUCUGGAUUUCGGGGGACGCUGCCAGCGGCAGAGCCAUGUCUGCUCUCCCUGUCCCCUUCAGUGACUCGGAGAUCAUCUGAACAGGAUGCUGGCCUUCCACACACAGAGUUUCAUCCUGAUGCCCUGCUUACUUCUCUGGGGCAGAAAAGCUAAUUGCUCUCCAUGGUGGCUCAUCUUUUCAAGAGCUUAAUUUUACCUUACAUACAUAAGCUUUGCAAAGGAAUGUUUACAAAGAAAUUGGGAAAUACAACCAAAAAAAAGGAGAAUCGUCAGCAGAAAAAACAAGACCUUCCUACUGCUGGCCAGACCAAAACUCCCACUUUUUCUUAUACUUUGAAAAGCACUGUAAAGAGGAUUGCAAAGUGUUCUUCCGCUCGCAACUUACCUGCAGAAGAAGGCGAGGCAAACAAAGACUUUUCCCUCUCACCGACAUUCAGUUACCGCGUGGCAAUUGCCAACGGUCUGCGGAAGAACAUUCCUGUGACUGGUAGUGACCAUGACGAUCCGCCUCCGGAGCUGUCCUCUGUUGAGAGUUCUUACUCCGAAUCUUUAAAUGAGCUGAGGAGCAGCGCGGAGGACCAUUCCCGUCCCGUGUGCACCAUGCCAGUGGGGCGCAGCAGGAAGAGCUCCAGCAGCCUAGCUCCCUCGGAGGGCAGCUCUGAUGGGGAGCGGACGCUGCACAGCCUGAAGCUGGGGGCUCUAAAGAAGCUUCGGAAAUGGAAAAAGAGCCAGGAGUGUGUCUCCUCAGACCCAGAGCUGAGCACUGUGAAGAGAACCUGGGGGAUAAGGAGCAAGUCUUUGGACAGGACUGCUCGCCGCCCCAAGGCCCCAGCCCUCGAGCCAGGCUUCAGCUCCUCCGGGUGCCUCAGCCACACCCACGAUGUCAUGGAGAUGAUCUUCAAGGAGCUGCAAGGGAUCAGCCAGAUAGAGACAGAGCUGUCUGAGCUUCGGGGCCACGUGGAUGCCCUGAGGCUCUCCAUCGAUGAGAUCUCCAGCAGCGUGGAGGUGGUGCAGAGCGAAAUCGAGCAGCUGCGGACAGGUUUCGUGCAGUCCCGGAGAGAGACCAGAGACAUCCACGACUACAUCCGAUGCCUGGGCCACACGGGCAGCAAGGCAAGCCUGAGGUUCUUAAACGUGCCCGAGGAGAGAUUUGAAUACAUCGAUAAUGUGGUGUACCAGAUUCUAACAGACAAAAUGGGCUUCUCAGAUGCACCAAACGCUGCAAAAAUCGAAUUUGCUCAGAGAGUGGGACACCAAAGGGACUGUCCAAAUGCUAAACCUCGACCCAUACUUGUGUACUUUGAAACCCCUCAGCAGAGGGAUUCUGUCUUAAAAAAAUCAUACAAACUCAAAGGAACGGGCAUUGGAGUCUCAACAGAUAUUCUGACAUAUGAUAUAAAGGAGAGGAAAGAGAAAGGGAUCCCAUCCUCCCAGACCUAUGAAAGCAUGGACAUGAAGCUGUCUAUUCUGGAGCCCAAAGUGCGGAAGAACGGUUGGCGCUCACCUGGUGACAGUGAUAGGGAGCUGGAAUCUGACUUCAACAGGGAGAGUUAUGCUGUGCUUUCCAAGCCAGAGCUUCCAACCAAGGGGAGCACUUCCAAGUCGAGCUCGAAAUCACACAGCGCUAGAUCUAAGAAUAAAACUGUGAGUAGCAGCAGAAUUUCAAACAAACCAGAUCAUGAUAAAAUGUCUUCACAAUUGCCAGAAUCAAAUAACUUGGAACAGCAGACUGUAGCCCAAUACGCAAGCACCACGCCCCUCUGGCAUUCGCAGAGUGAUUUUUUCACCACUAAACUCAGUCGCUCUGAAUCAGAUUUUUCCAAAUUAUGUCAGUCUUACUCUGAAGAUUUCUCAGAAAAUCAGCUUUUUGCCAGAACUAAUGGGAGCUCCCUUCUGUCCUCCUCAGACAGGGAACUGUGGCAGAGGAAACAAGAGGGCACUCCUGCUUUGUACGACAGCCCUCGAGACCAGCACCUGGGCGGGAGUGCCCCAGGUGUCCAAGUGCACGGGGAGCUUCAGAACACAGACACUGCAGACAGCGGGAUGAGUAACAGCAUGGUAUGCGCAUCCGCAGACCGGAGUCACUACAGUGACUCGCAGCUCUCUUUGCACGAGGACCUCUCUCCGUGGAAGGAGUGGGAUCAGGUAGAACAAGGAACUGAUUUAGGCCAGGAUUCAUCCACUCAGGAAGCUUUUGACUAUGACACAAACAGUCUGUCUGACCAACAGAUGGACGUCUUUAGCAAAGACCUAGAAGACUUAGGAAAGUGCCACAGUGACCUCCAAGAUGACUCUGAAAGCUAUGAUUUAACCCAAGAUGACAACUCAUCCCCAUUCCCUGGAUUAGAUAAUGAACCCCGAGGCCAGUGGGUUGGCCAGUAUGAUUCUUAUCAAGAAGCUAAUUCCAAUGAACUGUACCAAAACCAAAGCCAGUUGUCCAUGAUGUACCGAAGUCACAGUGAAUUGCAAAGUGAUGAUUCAGAGGAUGCCCCACCCAAAUCUUGGCAUAGCCGAUUAAGCAUUGAUCUUUCUGACAAGACUUUCAGCUUCCCAAAAUUUGGAUCUACACUGCAGAGGGCAAAAUCGGCCUUGGAGGUCGUAUGGAACAAAAGCACGCAGAGCCUCAGUGGGUGCGAGGACAGUGGCUCCUCCCUCGUGGGGAGAUUUCGCACACUCUCUCAAUCCACUGCAAAUGAGUCAAGCACCACCCUUGACUCAGAUGUGUACACAGAGCCCUAUUAUUAUAAAGCGGAGGAUGAGGAGGACUACAGCGAGCCUGCGGUGGACAACGAAACCGAUUAUGUUGAAGUGAUGGAGCAAGUCCUCGCCAAGCUAGAAAACAGGACUAGUGUGACUGAGACAGAUGAACCCAUGCAGGAGUAUGAGCCCCCCUUGUAUGAGACACCGUAUGAAACCCCACAAGAUGAAGGCUAUGAAGGGCAGGGAGAAGAUGCAGCCAGUGACGGGGACCUGGAACCCGAAACUGAGCCAGCAGCUGCAAUGCAAGUACAAGAAGAUGAAAACCAGAACAUCACCGAACAGCCAGUGGAAAUCACAAAGCCAAAGAGAAUCCGUCCCUCUUUCAAAGAAGCAGCGCUGAGGGCCUAUAAGAAGCAAAUGGCAGAACUGGAAGAGAAGAUCCUGGCUGGAGAUAGCAGUUCUGUGGACGAAAAGGCUCGGAUAGUAAGCGGCAAUGGGUCGAAGGCACCCGGACUGUCUGCGCUCCAGGCAUUUGGGGGGGCUGGGUGGGGACUGUACGGCAUCGACAGCAUGCCUGACCUCCGCAGGAAGAAAACGUUGCCGAUUGUUCGUGAUGUGGCCAUGACCCUGGCUGCGCGGAAGUCCGGCCUCUCCCUUGCUAUGGUCAUCAGGACUUCACUAAACAACGAGGAGCUGAAGAUGCACGUCUUCAAGAAGACCCUGCAGGCGCUGAUCUACCCCAUGUCCUACACCACACCGCAUGCCUUCGAGGUGUGGACGGCCACCACGCCCACCUACUGCUACGAGUGCGAGGGGCUGCUGUGGGGCAUCGCGCGCCAGGGCAUGCGCUGCUCCGAGUGCGGCGUCAAGUGCCACGAGAAGUGCCAGGACCUGCUCAACGCCGACUGCCUGCAGCGAGCAGCAGAAAAGAGCUCUAAGCACGGCGCCGAGGACAAGACGCAGACCAUUAUCACAGCCAUGAAAGAAAGAAUGAAGGUCAGGGAGAAAAACAGGCCAGAGGUGUUUGAAGUAAUUCAGGAAAUGUUUCAGAUUCCUAAAGAAGAUUUUGUGCAGUACACAAAAGCAGCCAAGCAGAGCGUAUUGGAUGGGACAUCUAAGUGGUCUGCAAAAAUAACCAUUACAGUGGUGUCCGCACAAGGUUUGCAAGCCAAGGACAAGACAGGGUCAAGCGACCCCUACGUGACCGUCCAGGUUGGAAGAAACAAAAGAAGGACAAAAACCAUUUUUGGAAACUUGAAUCCAGUGUGGGAUGAGAAGUUUUAUUUCGAGUGCCAUAACUCCACGGACCGGAUCAAAGUCAGAGUGUGGGAUGAAGAUGACGACAUCAAGUCCAGAGUGAAGCAGCACUUCAAGAAGGAGUCCGAUGACUUCCUGGGACAAACGAUUGUAGAAGUGAGGACCCUCAGUGGAGAGAUGGAUGUCUGGUACAACCUAGAGAAACGGACAGAUAAAUCAGCUGUAUCUGGGGCCAUUCGACUGAAAAUCAAUGUGGAAAUAAAAGGAGAGGAGAAGGUUGCUCCAUACCAUAUACAAUAUACAUGUUUACAUGAGAAUCUCUUCCAUUACUUGACGGAAGUGAAAUCUAAUGGUGGCGUGAAAAUCCCAGAGGUCAAAGGAGAUGAAGCCUGGAAAGUCUUCUUUGAUGAUGCUUCCCAGGAAAUAGUCGAUGAGUUUGCCAUGCGGUACGGGAUCGAAUCCAUUUAUCAAGCCAUGACGCACUUUUCAUGCCUGUCCUCCAAGUACAUGUGCGCCGGCGUGCCUGCCGUUAUGAGCACCUUGCUGGCCAACAUAAACGCCUUCUACGCACACACGACUGUGUCCACAAAUGUGCAAGUGUCCGCUUCUGAUCGAUUUGCCGCAACCAACUUUGGUAGGGAAAAAUUCAUAAAGCUACUGGACCAGUUGCAUAACUCUCUAAGGAUUGACCUGUCAAAGUAUCGGGAAAAUUUCCCAGCCAGCAACAGCGAGAGGCUGCAGGACCUGAAGUCCACAGUGGACCUGCUCACCAGCAUCGCCUUCUUCAGGAUGAAGGUCCUGGAGCUGCAGAGCCCGCCGCGGGCCAGCACAGUGGUGAAGGACUGCGUCCGUGCCUGCCUGGACUCCACUUACAAGUACAUUUUUGACAACUGCCACGAACUCUAUUUCCAGCUCAUAGACCCGAGUAAGAAACAGGAUGUCCCUCGGGAAGAUCAGGGACCGACCACCAAGAACUUGGACUUCUGGCCCCAGCUUAUUACACUGAUGGUGACGAUUAUUGAUGAAGAUAAAACUGCCUACACACCUGUCCUGAAUCAGUUUCCUCAAGAACUCAACAUGGGGAAGAUAAGUGCUGAAAUUAUGUGGACUCUCUUCGCUCUCGAUAUGAAAUACGCAUUAGAAGAGCAUGAGAAGCAGCGGUUAUGCAAGAGCACUGAUUACAUGAAUCUGCAUUUCAAAGUGAAGUGGUUUUAUAACGAGUACGUGCGCGAGCUUCCUGCCUUCAAGGGUGCCGUUCCCGAGUACUCCCUGUGGUUUGAACCCUUCGUCAUGCAGUGGCUGGAUGAGAAUGAAGAUGUCUCCAUGGAGUUCCUCCACGGAGCCCUGGGAAGAGACAAGAAAGACGGGUUCCAGCAGACGUCUGACCACGCGCUCUUCUCCUGCUCCGUGGUUGACGUCUUUGCUCAGCUGAACCAGAGCUUUGAGAUUAUUAAGAAGCUGGAAUGCCCUAACCCUGAAGCACUGUCUCACCUGAUGAGAAGAUUCGCAAAGACCAUCAAUAAGGUGCUGGUCCAGUAUGCUGCGAUCGUGUCCAGCGACUUCAGUUCGUAUUGUGGUAAGGAAAACGUGCCUUGCAUCUUGAUGAAUAACAUUCAACAGUUGCGCGUCCAGCUGGAAAAAAUGUUCGAGUCCAUGGGAGGCAAAGAGCUAGAUCCCGAAGCCAGCACUGUCCUGAAAGAGCUUCAGGUUAAACUCAGCGGGGUACUGGACGGGCUCAGCGUCACCUACGGCGAAAGCUUUCAGCUUGUAAUUGAAGAGUGUAUAAAACAGAUGAGCUCUGAACUGCACCAAAUGAGAUCAGACGGCAGCACCACAUCCAACAAGAACAGCGCAGUGCUGGACGCAGAGAUCGUGUUAAGGCCUCUCAUGGACUUCUUGGACAAGACACUAAGUCUCUCAGCCAAAGUCUGUGAGAAGACCGUGCUGAAACGAGUUCUGAAAGAGCUGUGGAAGCUGGUGCUCAACAAAAUCGAAAAGCAGAUUGUCCUCCCUCCUCUGACAGAUCAAACAGGCCCUCAGAUGAUUUUCAUCACAGCGAAAGACCUUGGACAGUUAUCCAAACUGAAGGAGCACAUGACUCGUGAGGACGCCCGGGGCCUGACGCCCAGGCAGUGCGCCAUCAUGGAGGAAGUGCUGGCCACCGUCAAGCAAUACUUCCACGCAGGAGGAAAUGGCCUGAAGAAGAAUUUCUUGGAGAAGAGCCCGGAUCUUCAGUCUCUGAGAUACGCUCUCAGUCUCUACACCCAGACCACGGAUGCCUUGGUGAAGAAAUUCAUAGACACGCAGACUUCGCAGAGCCACUCAUCCAAGGACGCCGUGGGCCAGAUCUCUGUGCACGUGGACAUCACAGCCACUCCGGGCACUGGCGAGCACAAGGUCACCGUGAAAGUGAUUGCCAUAAAUGACCUGCACUGGCAGACCACAGCGAUGUUCCGGCCCUUUGUGGAAGUCUGCAUGCUGGGACCCAACCUUGGAGACAAGAAGAGGAAGCAAGGCACAAAGACCAAGAGCAACACGUGGUCGCCCAAGUACAAUGAGACGUUUCAGUUCACGCUGAGCAAGGAGAGCCGGCCGGCGGCCUGCGAGCUGCACCUGGCGGUGAAGGACUACUGCUUCGCCCGCGAGGACCGCGUAGUCGGCAUGACCGUGAUCCGGCUGCAGCACAUCGCGGAGAAGGGGAGCCACGGCGCGUGGUACCCGCUUCUGAAAAGCGUCUCUGUGGACGAAACGGGCCUGACUAUCCUCAGGAUACUCUCCCAGAGGACUGGCGAUGACGUGGCGAAGGAAUUUGUGAGACUGAAAUCCGAAACGAGAGUUGCUGACGAGAGCGCUUGAAGCCAGGCCGCAGGCGUCCCUCGGGAGCGCUCCCGCGGCCGCUGCAUGCCUCUGCACGCCUGGAAUGCCGUCGCGGCGCGCCCGUGUUGCUGGUGCCCAGCGCCAGUGCCAAGGGUGUGCGGGGCCUGCCCGACUUUUACACCGUAUCUCUGGUCUUUGGGAAAGAAAUGCUCCAUGAAGUGCCAAAAUUACGCUGUGAAGUGAAAUAUCAAGAUACCUUUAAAACUUUCUUUCACCUCCCCGCUUCCUCACCCACAAAACCAGCUGCAGCACAGUCUGAGUUCGCCCGGUGGUCGCCCCUGUGAAACCAGUUUGUGCCACCCCUCCCUGGAAGCACUGCUACUCGGACUCUGAUUUCUUUCGCCAUACUUCACCGUACACAUCUCACCCAUACCCUUUUCUACCAUAACGGAGAUGCAGGGACUUCUAGAGUGUUUGUAAUUUUAUAGACCCAGAUAUAUUGUGAUGAUUUUUGCAUACAAGUUAAAAUAGAAAAGGUGGGAAAUGUUUUAUGUUGACCAAUUUCCAACCUUUCUGAAAUAUCACUGUGAAGCAAUUCUAUCAAAGCAAAUUUACAAGCAGCAGUCCCAAAUAGUUUGUUAACAUUUGAUAUACCAACGAAAAUACGUCCUUUGAAACUGCCAGGGUCACGUCAUAUUCUUGGCACAGGUGAGCUGAUGCAGCUGCUGAGCAGCACGGGGCAUCAGCUCACGGAUCCCCUUCCUUGGGAAGUCGGAGAUGAAUGGCUUGGAAACGGAAAAUCUGGUUCUUUAGGUUACCUGGGAUAAGCAACUAUAUCAUUAGUAUUCUCCCUCUGACAGUUAUGACUAGCUCCUUAUUUGCUUAACUCUAUAAUCAGUUAAGUGUUUCUUUUUAAAAAAUAUUCAACAAUUUAUACUGAAUGCAACAUUAGUCUAUACCACGCUGAAGUCGAGUGAUGGCUUCUUCUAUCUUGUGAAAAAUGUAAGCUCCAGGAGAAAUGGCUUACAAUUUUGUAAUUUGUGUUAUUUAUACACCCCAAAAGCAUCAGAUACAAUAGAAAAAACACAUAGCUUGGUGCACAAAAAUACACCUAGGCUGCUCUUUGAUUCUGAAAUAGUUAUGUGUUACAUUUUCUGGAUUUUUUGAUUUGGCUCUUUGGAGUCUGUAUGUGAACACUGGCUAUAGCCCAUGCUCUGGAAUUGCUAACCUGUGGUCAUAACUGUUAGUGGAAACAAACCCCACUGCACUGAGUGUGUUUUGUGGAUAGACAAGGAAGCAAUCGCAUCCUCUCUGUCAGAACCAUCCUGAAAGUGAGUGAAGCACACAGACCGGUGGGGCUGGCUAAUUCGUGUUCCAUUCUUAGGCAACCGCUUCGUUUCUGACUUUUCCAAGUUUGUGUAUGAUGCGACCCCCUGGCACAAGCAUUAAUAAAGGCUGUGACUGAGCACACACA
Chinchilla lanigera (long-tailed chinchilla) is the source of this 8820-nucleotide messenger RNA. RefSeq names its product unc-13 homolog C (C. elegans) (gene Unc13c). Bases 735 to 7385 code for a protein of 2216 amino acids. Gene Ontology annotation, biological process: presynaptic dense core vesicle exocytosis; synaptic transmission, glutamatergic; dense core granule priming. The record is from RefSeq and is a predicted model, not a curated record. The transcript is spliced from 33 exons. Gene Ontology annotation, cellular component: neuromuscular junction; presynaptic active zone cytoplasmic component; plasma membrane. Gene Ontology annotation, molecular function: diacylglycerol binding; phospholipid binding; syntaxin-1 binding. Lineage: Eukaryota; Metazoa; Chordata; Mammalia; Rodentia; Chinchillidae.